This is a messenger RNA of Gossypium raimondii (Peruvian cotton), 2284 nucleotides long. Its product is annotated as pentatricopeptide repeat-containing protein At3g22470, mitochondrial. The transcript has a single exon. The record is from RefSeq and is a predicted model, not a curated record. Gene Ontology annotation, molecular function: protein binding. The coding region runs from base 91 to 1974 and encodes 627 amino acids. NCBI's taxonomy places the organism in Eukaryota, Viridiplantae, Streptophyta, Magnoliopsida, Malvales, Malvaceae.
CCCAACCCUUUCCCUAAACACCACUUCGCAACCCAAAAUUUACACUUCUUCUGCUACUGCUACUGCCGCUGCCAUUUCUGCUUUCAAGAUAUGGGUAAGCUUCCUUCUUCUUUUAUUCUUUGUUCGGUUGUUAAUGCUGGAAGCCAUCUUUCUAAUUUCCACUCUUUUUCUUCUUCUUCUUCUUCUAACACCAUUGCUACCCACAUCGAAUGCCUAAGUAAGAAACUCAUGUCCAUGCCUGUUAGAGGAAAGGGAAAAAGAGACCACCGCUUCGAUAUUGUUGAUCAUGCUUUGAUUUUGUUCAAUAAUUUGAUUGAAAAGUACCCAAAGCCUUCAAUUGUGGAAUUCAAUAAAUUAUUAGGAGCCAUUGUUAAGACGAAACAUUAUGCCAUUGUUGUUUCUAAGUAUAGACAGAUCGAAUUAUUGGGAGUUUCCCAUAAUGUUUAUUCUAUGAACAUCUUGAUUAAUUGCUUUUGUCAAUUAGGUCGAAUUGAUUUUGGGUUUUCUGUUUUGGGGAAAAUGCUGAAGUUAGGUGUUGAGCCUAGUGCUGUAACUUUUUCAACUUUGAUAAAUGGGCUUUGUAAUCAAAGUAAGAUUUCUGAGGCCUUUUGUAUGUUCGAUGAAAUGACUGAAAAAGGGUAUCAACCUAAUUUGAUUGUUUACAGUACAGUACUUAAGGGGUUGUCUAAGACUGGCAAUACUGAUAGAGCUGUUAGGUUUCUAAGGUUGAUGGAAGGCAGAGGUUAUGAACCCAAUAUUGUAGCAUAUAGCACUGUCAUUGACUGUCUUUGUAAGAACGGGUUGUUAAAGGAGGCUCUCGAUCUCUUCUCUGAAGUGAAGGUUAAAGGCAUUAGACCAAAUAUCAUUACUUAUAACUGCUUAAUUCAUGGUAUGUGUAAUUUGGGCCAGCAGGAGGAGGCAACAAGGCUUUUGAAUGAAAUGGUUGAUAACAAUAUUUCAAUUAAUAUCGACACUUAUAAUAUAUUGAUUGAUACACAUUGCAAGGAAGGAAUGAUUUCUAAAGCUGUAGAGACCAUUGAUAUGAUGAGAAAGCAAUGUAUUGAGCCCAAUGUUGUCACGUAUAAUACAUUGGUUGAUGCACAUUGCAAGGAAGGGAUGGUUUUUGAAGCCGAGGAUAUCAUUGACGCAAUGAUAAAGAGAGGCAUUGAGCCUGAUGUUGUUACCUAUAAUGCAUUAAUCAACGGCCAUUUCUUGCAGAAUGAAAUGGAUAAAGCUAGAAGAGUUUUCAACUUGAUGAUUGAGAAGGGUUGUGAGCCUGAUAUAGUUACUUACAGCACCAUGAUCAAUGGAUAUUGCAAAGGUAAAAGGUUAGACGAAGCAAUGGAACUCUUUCAUGAAAUAUCUCUAAAGGGACCAAUCCCGGAUACUGUCACAUAUAGCACUCUUUUGCAAAGUAUGUUUCAGUUAGGGAGAGUUUCAACUGCAUGUGAACUGUUUAGAAAGAUGCUUGCUUCUGGACAAGUUCCAGAUUUAGUGACUUGUUCGAUUUUGCUGAAUGGUUUAGGCAAAACAGGUGAUAUUGAGGAGGCAUUGAAACUUUUUCAAGCAAUGCGAAACAGUGGGUUGGAACUUGAUAUUGUCCUGUAUACUAUCCUAAUUGAUGGGUUGUGCAAAGCUGGGCAUAUCGAAUUUGCCAAGGAAUUAUUUCAUCAAGUCUCAGACAAUGGUUUAAAACCGGAUGUUUACACAUAUUGUAUAAUGAUUAAUGGACUGUGUAAAGAGGGAUUGCCAGAUGAAGCAUACAGGUUGUUUGGGAGCAUGGGAGAUAAUGACUGUUUGCCUGAUAGCUGCUGUUAUAAUGUAAUGAUUCGGGGGUUCCUUUGCAACAGCUAUACCUCAAAGGCAACACAACUUCUUACGGAAAUGGUUGGUAAGGGCUUUUCUGCAGAUAUAAUCACUGCCACCUUGUUUAUGGAUCUUAUCAUACACUCUAAUAAAUCAAUCUUGCUCUGAAAUAUUUCACAAAUUGUGGAAAGAUCAUCACUUGCAAUGUGAAUCAGUUGUACAUAACCAUUGCACAGUUGUGGAAACUAGAAUGAGGUUUAGUGUCUAUUUUCAAUAUUGUUGAUUUUGUUCUGACUUGUGUAGCUUGUUGAUCUUGAUCUUAGCACCUUCUUGAUCUUUUUGGUGGUAAUGUUAAGAAAUUAGGGGAAAACCAAUAUUGCUUGUGAAUUUUAAAGCAGGCUCAUUUGUAUGAGCAACGAAACAUGAGUUGAGAAUAAAAGGAAUUGAAAUAAAUAUUAAGGUGAUUUAAUGGCAUUGA